Messenger RNA from Prorocentrum cordatum, 1219 nucleotides. NCBI's taxonomy places the organism in Eukaryota, Dinophyceae, Prorocentrales, Prorocentraceae. The record is from the annotation of a GenBank genome assembly.
CUCCAUAUAAUCGCAGCGUCGAAGACUGGACCGCGUCUAAGCGUUCCCCUCGGAGGCGUCCUGGGGCUCGAUGGUGGGCCCCUGCGGCGGCGCCUGGCGCCGGCCAAGCCCGGCGAAGGCCUGCGGGGGCUCCCCGUCGCAGGUCAGCACCACCUACGGGGAGCUCUGCCCGCCGGCGCCCGCCCUGCCCUCGGCGCGGGCCUGCCAGAGCGGCGCGCGCUCAGGGCGGGCCUGCGGCACCACCUACGGGGAGCCGGGGCCGCCGCGGGCCGUGUGCCUCCAGAAAGACUCCCUGUUCGGCAUGCUGGCGCACUAGCGGGCGGCGUGAGCGCCCUCCCGCGCCCCCGCUUGGAUGUGGGCCGGGCUGCACGGCGCAGAAGGCAGCAUGGCAGGCGACGAUUGCGCCUUUGCCUGUGCCGACGCUCGCGCGCUUGCAUGUGCGGCCUCGAGGCCCUCUCGCAGGAUGGCCGUGAGCCCUCCCCGAUCCGGCCCGAUCCCCGCGCCCCCACCUCGGUCCUCGCCCCAGCUUCUCCCGGCUCGCUCUCCAGAGUUUCAGGUCAGUGGCGCCGUAACGGGGACGCUGAUCAGGUGUCCUGGCUCAGUGAGCCUCUGGCGGCCCCGCCGCGCAGGCCCCUGGCCCUGCUGCGCGCCGCCCUCCCACCACCUCGCCGCCUGGGGGAGGCGAAUAUUCUUCAUGGCCCCCCAACCCCGCCACACGGCGCGGCGCCCCGGCCAGGGAGCCGGGCGCCGGAAGCGCUCGUCGUCCUCCUCCCUCUCUCGGCGUCACUCUUUUGCUCGUUGUGUUCCCUCUCUCCACGAACCCCUCCAAUGGCGUAGAGCGCACCGUGGCACCCGUUUGGCCAUGCGGUCACCCGCACUGGCCCGUCGGGGUGGGGGAGCCACUUGCAUGUCCUAGAAUGCGACUGGGCGACGAAUACACCGCAAUUGUUUAAACUCCCCGCUUGCGGCAGUGUCCUGCCACCCCCUACGUCAGGUCAGGCUCCAUCUUUGCUCUCUUUCGCCGAGCCCCCCAUGCAGGGAAGAGGAACGAGGGUAACGACUGGCACGCUCAUUCGUUCCUCUUCCCUCUGGCGUGCCGGCGCGUUUCGACAACGCUCCAUGGCGGCUGGAAGCAGCCACGGCGUUCUGUUCACUGUCUUUUGAUGUCGGCGGCGCUCCCACGACAGAUGCUUGCAGGGAUACUUGCACGGGAAAAGGA